AGGGCAUCAGGGCCAGGGGCUGUGAUGGGGCUGGAGCCCAGCAGGUUGGGGCCGCCCUGCUCCUGCGCCUGCGCCUGCUCCCUGGGCGGGGAUGGAAGUCCGGGGGAGGCUCCUGGCACCUGGGGUGCAAGAAUUUCAGGCACGUGGCCCUGAGCCCGUAUUCUGGAGAUUGGCGUCCUCCCCAGGGCUGGGAGGUUGCAUAGAGCCCAAAUUCAGACUUGGGACUCUGGGGUGGCUGGGCUGGCAUCUAGGGGUUCGGCGGCCUCUCUCUCAGCCCUGGCUGUGGGGCCUGGCACUGGCCUGCCCUGCACUAGAUCGCUACCCAGCCCCCUCCCCGAGGUGGGCUGGCCUGGUGGGAGGGGUGGGGGGGUUCAUUUACAUUUUCAGGUCUUUCCAGCUCUCGGCCAGCCUGGCAGCCUGACUAACCAGCUCCUCCAGGCCCAAGGAGAGGGUGGGGGCUGCAGCAGGAGGCAGCCAGACCAGCCCCAGGCUGUGGAAGUGGAAGAAGGCCUGUGGUCAGGCGGCCAUCAUGGGGCUCCUCCAGAGACAGCCUCACCCUCGGCUGCUGCUCCUCGUGGUGGCGCUGGUCUGGCCCCAGCCCUGCAUGAGCCUGGAGCUGAUCCCCUACACGCCGCGGAUAACAGCCUGGGACCUGGAAGGAAAGGUCACGGCCACCACGUUCUCCCUGGAGCAGCCGCGCUGUGUCCUGGACGGGCGUGCCAGUGGUGCCGACACCGUCUGGCUGGUGGUGGCCUUCAGCAAUGCCUCCAGGGACUUCCAGAACCCUCAGACGCUGGCUGAGAUCCCAGCCUCCCCACAGCUGCUGACCGAUGGCCACUAUAUGACGCUGCCCCUGUCCCUGGACCAGCUGCCCUGCAAGGACCCCGUGGAUGGCAGCAGCGCCCCCGUGCUGCGGGUGGGCAAUGACCCUGGCUGCCUUGCUGACCUCCACCAGCCACCUUACUGCAACGCCCCCCUCCCUGGCCCUGGGCCGUACAGGGUGAAGUUCCUUCUGACGGAUGCCAGGGGCUCACCCCAGGCCGAGACCAGGUGGUCCGACCCCAUCGCUCUCCACCAAGGUAGUGCUGGUGGGGGAGGGGGUGUCUGGCUCCAGUCUGGCCUGUGUGGACUGGUCACCCCUACAAAAUGGUCAUCGUUGGCCAGUCCAUCCCCCUGCUGCUAUGGGACUGGGGGCCUGGAGGCAGUGUCCAAAUCAGGCCCACCCCCGAAAAAGAACCUAGCGCUGGAGGGGAAGUCCCCAGGCUCCAUCGACACGUGGCCAGGGCGGCGGAGUGGUGACAUGAUCAUCAUCACCUCCAUCCUCUCUUCUCUGGCCUGCCUCCUACUCUUGGCCUUCCUGGCUGCCUCCACUGUGCGCUUUUCCAGCCUGUGGUGGCCUGAGGAGGCCCCGGAGCAGCUGCGGAUCGGCUCCUUCAUGGGCAAGCGCUACAUGACCCACCACAUCCCGCCCAGCGAGGCCACCACCCUGCCUGUGGGCUGUGAGCCUAGCCUGGACUCCCUCCCCAGCCUCAGCCCCUAGCCUGGCCUGUGUGGCUGGGCCUGGGGCAGUGGGGGUGAGGGGCGACAGUGCACCAGGCUCCUUGCCAGCCUCUGCAUCCACAUGCUCCCUACCCCAUCACACUCCCCCACCCCACCCCAGGGCCUGGAGUCACCGCUAGCAGCCCUGCCUUUGGCUUUCCCGUUCCCCACCUUCUCCAGGCAAUUGAAGUUGCCUUUAGGGGAGUUGAGGGGAGGGCCACGGUCCGGCUGGGCGUCCAGCCCCCUCUUCCACCUCUGCCUCUGUUCUGCCUGGCCUCCUGCGAGUGCGAGGCUGGAGGUGAUGUGGAGAGGCUGCCCUGACCCCAAGCUUCCAGGCCCAGGAGGACGCCUGCAGGGCCCUUCUCUGCCCUGGGCAGGGGGCUGGCCGGGCCCGUCAUGGGGUGUGUGGGGUCUGAGCCACCCUCUGUCCCUGUGUCCCACCACCCAGCAGCUGGGGCUGCAGUCAAGCCUUUAGAGUCCCCUCCAUUGUCACUGGGAGUGAGCCCUUGCUGAGGGUGGCCCUCCCCGGCUGGAAGGUGGACAGAGUGUAGACGUCUGUCCAUUAUGACCAUCCGGGCACUGCUUCCAACCCCCUUGCACACAGAUGGCUCACUGCUCAUCCAGUCACUCCACAAACAUUUAUUGAGCGCCUGCUGUAUGCCACGCAGUGUUAGACAUGGGACCUCAGGCACAGUCGGUCGAUUCACUCUGCUCUGGGCAUCAGAUGACCACCGGUCCAGAUGUGACCUGUUACUGCUGGGGGGCUGUCACGCCCUCAGAUUGUCACAUACCCUGGGGCUCACACUCCCUCAGACAACCACCCCAGUGGGCUCUCUCAGGCUUAGGAGCGCGCCCCGCCCCCUCCCCAUCACCGGGGAGGUCCUGCUUCAGACGCCCCCGGGCAUCCGUCUGCCCCAAGGCCGCUGGUGGCCACACGAGGGCGCGAGUGCACCGCAGCCGCACGGCCCUGCGCAUGCGCACUCCUCUCCACGGACCCGCAAGGCUGUAGGCCGCGGGUUCAGGUUUGGUGACCUGAUGUCGCAGAGCGGAUCAAGCCGGAGGGAUCAGCGCUCCCGCCUGAGAGCCUCUUGUGCCGUCCAGUCCUCGCAGACGCCACGGUCUAGAUGGAGAAACUGAGGCUCCGUGACCUGCCCCCGCGCUCUUCCACGGGCUGCCCACCCCGUGUCCCUGGGCGGGUCCCGGUCUCCCAGUGUGACCGGGGCUCCCAGCACUCAGACCCUCGCGGAGGGCCCGGUGGUGGCCAGUAGGGGUGCCCCGUCUUUGGAGCUAAAUAAAUACGGUCCGCCUCUUCCAUCACCUCCGAGCGGUGGCCGCGUGGUGUGGGGAGAGGAGCAUUUGCGCGUGGACCCAGCCCGGGCUCGCUGUGCCCAGCCGGCCCGCCACCACCCCCUGGGCUGCCCUGAGCUGUCCCCUUGAUUGCUAUCCCGACUUGUACUUUGGAAGAGGGGAGCCGGGGAAACCCACCUGUGUGCUGCUGGCCAGGAAGCCGGCCACUA
Equus quagga is the source of this 3056-nucleotide messenger RNA. It is a transcript of the gene UPK3B, whose product is annotated as uroplakin 3B. The record is from RefSeq and is a predicted model, not a curated record. The transcript has 6 exons. NCBI's taxonomy places the organism in Eukaryota, Metazoa, Chordata, Mammalia, Perissodactyla, Equidae. Bases 530 to 1540 code for a protein of 336 amino acids.